GGGACCGGGAGGUGGGGUUUCUGAGGGGGGAGCUGACCCGUUAGCUGCUCGGCCGGCCAUGGCGGCGCACUCGCCGUCCUCCCCUCUCCUUUCGCCUCCGGGGCGACAGCUGGGCCCCCGGUCCCCGCGCGUCGGUCGGGGAGCUGACGUACACGCGGUGCGCAGCGAGGCCCCGAGUCCCGCCGGCGCGGCCUGGGAGGGCGCCGCGGGCAGCAGGGCGCAGUCUCGGCGGGGCAGCAGAGGGCCGGCGGGGGCAGGCCAGGCUGCGGCCCCGCUCCUCAACGCGCCCCGGGGCCGCGGCCGGCGGGAGGGCGGCUCGGUGGAGGAGGCGCUGGCGACGCGGACGCGGCUGCUGCGGGAGGAGCUGAGCGGCCUGAAGGAGGAGCUAGCCCUGUGUCAGGCUGAUAAAGAAUUUGUAUGGUCUUUGUGGAAACGUCUCCAAGUGACAAGCCCUGAUCUCACACAUGCUGUCAGUUUGGUUGUGGAAAGAGAAAAACAGAAAUCUGAAGCUAAGGACAGAAAAGUUCUAGAAAUUUUGCAGGUCAAGGAUGCAAAUAUACAAGAAUUGCAACAGAGAGAAUCAUUACUAAAACAGGAAAUAAAUGACCUUGUAAAAUGGAAGAUUGAAGUAGAUGAAGAAAAUGCUUUCUUGAGAAAAGAAUUCAGUAACUUGGAAAAGAAAUUUGAAGAAAAAAGUCAAGUUAAGGACACUAAGGAGUGUGUACAGAAUAAAGAAGAGCAGAACAGACUGCUUAUAAAAAAUCUGGAGGAGGAAAAUGAGAAAUUGAGUAUCCGCUGUGCUGACCUGCUAAAUGACCUGGAGAAACUGAGGAAGGAGGAAACACAUUGGAGAAAAGAAAAAUCCAUUACUGAUGCAAAAAUAAAGGUCUUUGAAGAUAAUUUAAUUGAAGCAAAGAAAGAAAUUGAAGUAUCACAGAGUAAAUAUGAUGCUGUAUCAUUACAAUUGAAUAAUAAACAGACUGAACUUCUCCAGAAGGAUGUGGAUAUUUCUUUGGUCAGGAAAGAAUUGCAGGAGCUGCAGAAUCUUUACAAACAGAACAGCACUCACAUAGCGCAGCAAGCAGAGCUGAUCCGGCAGCUUCAGGUUCUCAAUAUGGACACACAGAAAGUUCUGAAAAAUCAGGAAGAUGUUCACACAGCUGAAAGUGUAUCAUAUCAAAAACUUUACAAUGAGUUACAUAUUUGCUUUGAAACCACAAAGUCAAGUGAAGCUAUGCUCCGGCAAAGUGUUGCUAAUCUUGAAGAUCAGCUAAUUCAAAGAGAACAAGAAAAUGCAGAAUUAAAGGAAAAACUUCGGAAUUUGCAAGAAGCACCCUGUCCUUUACCUCAAGAAGAUGAGUCAGACCACUCAGCCCAGGUAUCUCAACACCCAUCAUUAUCAAGCUUGGAAACAUUAAUGGUCUCACAGAAGUCUGAAAUAGAGUAUUUACAAGAGAAACUGAAAAAAGCAAAUGAAAAGUUGUCUGAGAACAGAUCUGCCAACAAGAGUUCCUCAGAGAAGAGCGUCAUGACAAGUGCUGAAGGAAAAUAUAAGGAACCACCUGUGAAACGUUCAAGGUCUUUGUCCCCAAAGAGCUCUUUCAGAGACUCAGAGGAGCUAAGGAAGCUGAGAAGAGCUGAGAGGAAGAUUGAAAACUUAGAGAAGGCACUGCAACUAAAGAGUCAAGAAAAUGAUGAGCUAAGAGAAGCCCAUGAAAAACGCAGAGAAAGACUACAGAUGUUACAGACCAACUACAGAGCAGUAAAAGAACAAUUAAAACAGUGGGAAGAAGGCAGUGGCAUGACUGAUAUCAGAAAAAUACAGAGAGCAGAUCCCCAACAACUUCAACAAGAAGAUUCCGAUGCUGUAUGGAAUGAACUGACUUAUUUCAAAAGGGAGAACCAGGAGCUAAUGAUUCAAAAAAUGAAUCUUCAAGAAGAAUUGGAUGAACUUAAAGUACAUAUAUCUAUUGAUAAGACAACAAUACAAGAAUUGAAUAGAUGUAUAGCAGAGAAAAGAGAAGAACAACUCUUUAGAUGCCGUGAAGAUGAUGGGGUCAGGAAGAGUACUUCAGAGAAGAAUGGGAAAGAAAUGUCGGAGCAGACCUUACAGAAGGUCAUUGAAUUGGAAAAUCGGCUAAAAUCUUUUGAGAAAACAUCAAAAAAAUUAAAAGAAGGAAAUAAACAAUUAGUGAAAGAAAAUGAUUUCCUGAAAGUCCAUUUAAAACAGCAUCAAGAAGAUGCAGAGAACAGAAAAAAAGAGCUAGAACAGCUACUAAAGGGGAGUAAAGAUGUAGAAAAAGACAAAACUAAACUUGAAGUAAAAGUCAGUGAGCUGGAGAGAGAAGUCAUUUCCCUCAGGAGACAAGUGGCAGAAGUUAGUACAUCGAGAAGUGAAAAUGAGGAGCUGAUGAAUCCAGGGGAGAAAUUAGAGCAUUCUGCAGAAAAAGCUAAAUCUGAGAUGGCCACCACAGAAGUGAGAUCUGGAAAAUAUGAUUAUAAGACAACCACCACCAAGGUUAAAUUGAAAGCUGCCAAGAAAAGGUGCUCUCUGGGUCGUCACCACACUGUUCUCAAUCACUCCAUCAAGGUUAUGAGCAAUGUGUUUGAGAACCUCAGCAAGGACGGCUGGGAGGAUAUGAGUGAAAGCAGCAGUGAUUCUGAAACACAGACCUCUCAAAAUUUGGGGACAAUUAUUGUGGAAACAUCCCAGAAAAUAAGCCCUACAGAAGAGAGACAAGACCAGAAACAAAGUGAUAAAACAGAAAAUAACCAAAUACAAGGAAAAAAAAUAGUACAAAUGUAUUCAAAUAUGGAUGACAAGACCCCAAAGGAUUACAAGAGUAUUAAAAAAAUGACUUUUCAAAAGAAGAAUGAUAAUAUGCAUAAGAGUUCACAUACAAUAUUUCCAACCACAGUUAACAGAGAAAAGUACAAAAAUGUAACUGUCCAGAAAUCAAGUAGCAAUAUUAUUUUGUUACGAGAACGGAUUAUAUCCUUGCAACAGCAAAAUAGUAUACUCCAAAGUGCCAAGAAAUCAGCAGAAUUGUGUGUUAAAGAAUGUAAAGAAGUCAAUGAAAAACUUCUCCAUCAACAGCAAAUAUCUGAUCAGCGUUUACAGAUAAGCAGACAAACAAUAAAGAAGCUAAAUUUGGAUCUGGCUGGGGUUCGGAAAGAAAAUGAAGAUCUACUUAAAAAAUUGGAGUCCUCAUAUGAAAUCACAAGUUUGGCAGAAGAAGUUGCCAAGGUAGCAGCUCCACAUAUACCAGUUACAUCACUGGGCUCCUCAAGGAGCAUGGAUUUAGAAACGAAGCAGCUACAGUGUAAACUAAAGGUGAUUAAUAUAAAGUUUAUUAAGCAUGAAAACAUACAUUCAAAUACUGCAUCCUCAGACAUGAUUUCUCGAAUGGAGAGGGAUAUAACUAUGAAAAGACAUUUGAUAGAGGACUUGAAAUUUCGUCAGAAAGUAAAUUCUGAAAGUAAUGAAAGUUUUAGUCAAAUGUUAGAAAAUCUUGAAAAAAAGGUAAAGACAUUAACUGAAGAAUGUUCUAAUAAAAAAGUAUUAAUUGAUUCACUAAGGCAAAGACUUAAUGUUGCUAUAAAAGAGAAGUCACAGUAUGAACAGAUGUAUCAGAAAACUAAAGAGCAGUUAGAAAAAAAGGAGUUCAAGCUUACUCUCCUGGCAUCAAAAGUAAGUGAGACUGAAUCUGUAAUCACAGAAAUUGAGGCAGCAGCAUCUAAGCAGCUUCAAGGAUUAGCACUACAAAGUGAGCAGGUUCUAGAAGGUGCACAGAAGAAACUAUUGUUAUCUAAUGAGAAAGUGGAAGAGUUCACUCUAUUUGUGAAGGCUUUGGUCAAAGAGUUACAAAACGAUGUCCAUGUGAUAAGACAAAAAAUCAGAGAGCUUAAAAAAAUGCAGAAAAACAGAGAAGCUUGUAAAACUUCAACACAUAAAGCUCAGACCUUGGCAGCGUCUAUCCUGAACAUUUCACGAUCAGAUCUUGAGGAAAUACUGGACUCAGAAGAUGAAGUGGAAAUGAAAAGGACAAAGAUAGAUGCUGAAAAUGACAAAGAAUGGCUGAUGUACAUUCAGAAACUUCUUGAAGGACAGCUUCCUUUUGCCUCAUAUUUACUAGAAGCAGUACUGGAGAAAAUGAAUGAGAACAAGAAACUACUUGAGGGAUAUUUCACAAUUAUGAAAGAUAUUAGAUGAUGUUACAGGGGAGAAAUGGAGAGCUUUUAUGCAGAUGUGAAAACUUUUUUAUGUGUUAUGAUUGAAAAACAUACUGCAAUCUUGAUACAGUAUUUGGUGUAACUAUCAAUAGUCAGGUUCAGUACCAAAAUAUGUCUCUGAAACUAAUUAAUUGCUGAACAAGUGAAAGUAGUUAAGUGCAUAGCCACUUAAAAGGAAAUAGUAUAGCAUUUGAUUGUUGAAUACAGAUAUUGCCACAAAUCAAUGCAAACUUAGAAAUGAUGUUUUCAAUGCUUUGGAAGAAACUAGAACAAGUUUGGCAUACACAAAUGAGUUAGUAUAAAAAGAAAAUGGUGUAAACUAAGGACUUAAUGUUUUAAAAGCUAGACUUUUUACAUAAAACUCCUAUAAAUAGUCUUAAGAGGGAUCCAACGAACAACACAUUUGUACUGUAAGCAAGCGUAGAAUAAAGCAUAACUUAUGAAUGAUCACUUAAUGAAACAAACUGUGGUUUAAUUAUAUCUCUUGUUACUGAUAUACUGGAUUAUACAGAAAAGACUUUUUCUUGAGUGAUUUUCAAAAUAUGAAAAUACCCCUCUCACAAUGCUUCUUGUAGUCGUAUAAAUUAACAAGGGGCUACAGUACAAACACAGUGCAUACAGUUAGGCUUUAGAAUUUACACUGUGCUCAGCUAAAUAAAGUUGCUUUCUUAACAAUGAUAUUAUUUUUCUUAUUUCAGUUCCUGAAUAUUCCCACCUUAUUUCACCUCUUCACUAUUUUCCUGCCACACACUAAUGCACCAAAUUUGUGCCUGCCUCCCACAUUUGCUCUUGCUAUUCUUUCUAGAAUACUCCAUACUCAAUUUUCCCCAUAGAUGGCUCCUUCUCAUCAUUUGGGCUCACCUUAACCAUUUGUUCACAGACAAAUUCUCUGACCAUCUUACUAUUGACUUUCCCAAGAUAUAAAGUUAUCUGGUUUAUUUGUCUGGUCACCUUUUUUAUUCUUAUCUAUCACUCCCUCUUCAGAAUGUAGGUCCCAUGAAAUUAAGGCAGGGGUUGGCAAAAAAUAGCCCACAACCAAAUCUGGCCUACCACCUAUUUUUAAAUGACCCACAAGCUAAGAGUGCUUUUUACAUUAUUAAAAUGGUUAAAAAUCAAAAAGAGAACAGUAUCCUGUGUCAUGUGGGAAUUAUGUGAAAUUCAAAUGUUAAUGUCCAUCAAUAAAGUUUUAUUGAAACACUGCAAUGUUCAUUCAUUUACAUAGUAUAUUAUUUAUGGCAGGUUUCACACCACAGUAGUAUAGUUGAGUAAUUGCAGUAGAGACCAUAUGUGUGGUCUUCAUCACUUUGCACUAUUGCCUGACACACUAUAAAUCAUAAUGACACACUUAUAGUUUGAUAGCAUUUCAAGUGCUAUAAAUACUGCCUUACUACAGUUUUUUAAAAUAUCUGCAUGUGCAUCAUGUCAAACCAAGAAAAUAAGAGGAAAAUAGCCAAUGAUUCAUACUUUUAAGGCAUAGUGAAGUAUAUUUUAUUUUUGUUUUGUUAUUGAAUUAGGUGACAAGACAUUCUGCCUAUGCUCAAAAAUACAAUCUGCACUGACAUUAACAGACAUAACACUCAUAAUAUUAUCAAGUCACA
This is a messenger RNA of Heterocephalus glaber (naked mole-rat), 5831 nucleotides long. Lineage: Eukaryota; Metazoa; Chordata; Mammalia; Rodentia; Bathyergidae. The record is from RefSeq and is a predicted model, not a curated record.